GGUGGACUGAAAAACAGCAAGCAUGAAUGCACACUGUCCUCACAAGAGUAUAUUCAUGAAUUGCGAUCUGGAAUUUCCGAGGAAAAGCUUCUUAAUUGUCUAGAGUCUUUGAGAGUGUCUCUAACUAGCAAUCCAGUCAGCUGGGUUAACAAUUUUGGACAUGAAGGUCUUGGACUUCUGUUGGAUGAAUUGGAAAAGCUUCUGGACAAGAAACAGCAAGAAAGUAUUGAUAAGAAGAAUCAACAUAAACUUAUCCAGUGCCUCAAAGCAUUUAUGAACAAUAAGUACGGAUUGCAAAGGAUUCUAGGAGAUGAAAGAAGUCUCUUGCUGUUAUCAAGAGCGAUUGAUCCAAAGCAACCACACAUGAUGACUGAAACGGUGAAAAUACUUUCUGCUAUCUGCAUUGUUGGAGAGGAAAAUAUUUUGGACAAACUUUUAGGUGCUAUAACAACUGCUGCUGAGAGGCACAAUAGGGAACGUUUUUCUCAGAUUGUUGAAGGACUGGAAAACCAUGAAUUCUUACAGCUGCAGGUAGCAUGUAUGCAGCUCAUCAAUGCCCUUGUUACAUCUCCAGAAGAUCUUGAUUUCAGGAUACACUUGAGAAAUGAGUUUUUACGUUGUGGCCUGAAGAAAAUAUUGCCUGGCUUGAAAGAUAAGGAUAAUGAAGAGCUCGAUAUUCAGCUGAAAGUGUUUGAUGAGAACAAAGAAGAAGACUUAAUUGAACUGUCACAUCGUCUCAAUGAUAUCAGAGCUGAAAUGGAUGAUGUGAAUGAAGUAUUUCAUCUGCUGUAUAAUAUGUUGAAAGAUACUUCUUCUGAAAAUUACUUCUUAUCAAUUCUGCAACAUUUCCUUCUCAUCAGGAAUGAUUACUAUGUCCGACCUCAGUAUUACAAGAUAAUAGAAGAAUGUGUAUCACAGAUAGUAUUGCACUGCAGUGGCAUGGACCCAGAUUUUAAGUGUAGAGGAAGAAUAGACGUGGAUUUCACUCAUCUUAUUGAUGCAUGUGUGGACAAAGCUAAAGUAGAAGAAACUGAAAAGAAAGCAGCAGAAUUUUCCAGAAAAUUUGAUGAAGAGUUCACAGCUCGACAAGAGGCACAAGCAGAGCUUCAGAAACGAGAAGAGAAAAUCAAAGAACUUGAAACGGAAAUCAAACAGCUACGAACGCAGGGUCCAGCCCUGACAGUUAAACUGCCAGAAGGAGCACCAUUACCUCCACCCCUACCAGCUGAGAAUGCGCCACCUCCAGCGCCUCCGCUACCUGGUGGAACAAUACCUCCUCCACCACCACCGCCUCCACUACCUGCUGGAGCAAUACCUCCACCGCCUCCACUACCCGGUGGAGUAGCACCUCCUCCUCCACCACCUCCACUGCCUGGUGGAACAAUACCUCCUCCUCCUCCACCACCGCCUCCACUACCUGGUGGAGCAAUACCUCCGCCAGCACCUCCUCUGCCUGGUGGGGCAGCAGCACCGCCUCCACCACCUCCGCUGCCUGGUGGCGUAGUACCACCUCCACCACCACCACUGCCUGGUGGAGCAAUACCACCUCCACCACCUCCGCUACCUGGUGGAGCAGCACCUCCUCCUCCACCACCACUUUUUGGUGGGCCUCCGAUGCCACCAGCUCUUGGGGGUUUUGCUCCCUUUCCAGUGAUACCAGCAUUACCACAUGGUAUGAAGGAGAAGAAAAAGUAUAAGCUGGAAGUUGCAAUGAAGAGAAUCAACUGGUCAAAGAUUGAGCCUCAAGAGAUAGCAGAAAACAGCUUUUGGGUAAAAGCUGAAGAAGAUAAAUUUGAAGACCCAGAACUGUUUGCAAAAUUAGCGCUUACGUUUGGAACGCAAAUGAAAG
Molecule: messenger RNA, 1849 nt
Organism: Pterocles gutturalis (yellow-throated sandgrouse)
Lineage: Eukaryota; Metazoa; Chordata; Aves; Pterocliformes; Pteroclidae
Product: protein diaphanous homolog 2-like
Exons: 13
Biological process (GO): actin filament polymerization; actin cytoskeleton organization
Cellular component (GO): actin filament; cytoplasm
Molecular function (GO): actin binding; small GTPase binding; microtubule binding
Source: RefSeq, a predicted model, not a curated record